GGGCGAGGGGGCGUGAGCGCACCCGGCGCGCGGUCGCGCGUACCUGGCGGGCGCCUCCCCCCACCCCGCCGCGGCCGCUCGUGGGGGUGGGCGCGGGGGAGCGCUCUGGCGGCCGCUAUCCCGGCUCCGAGGGGGCGGGCCGCCGGCGGGGCUCCCCCGCCAACUUGGGCGGGGAGGAAGGCGGAGGCGUCAGUGGGCACCUUUCCGAGGUGCUGCGUGCACGCUGGAAGACUGCCUGGUGUCACGUUGGGGACGGGCGGACGGUGGCUGGGCCGGGCGGCCCGGAACUGAAGACCAUUCAGGUGGCAGCCCAGCCAGAGGUCCCGUAGUGCUUCGGGGUGGACCCCCAAAUCGCAGCCCCGCCCCCACAACCUGGGCGUCAGAGUGACAGUUGGUGCCUCCCGGCCUGAUCGCAGCGGGCCAGGCGCCCGUGGCUUUGGGAUUCCCUUCAGCACGGCCCCUCGAUGACCCCUAACGGCCUAACAGGGUGAAGGCAGCAUGAGUGGUGUCCGCGGGCAAACUUAGCCAUUUGAUUUCAUUUAGGAGACAGCCACCCACUUGGAAGGUUAAAGGGACUGCAGCUUAUUCAGAAAGAGAUCUGGAGCAAGGUUGGCAGUGCAUAUGCGCCAGGAUCCUUAGAGGUGCCCCAUCAAUUCCAAGUUGGAGACUUGGUUUAUGUACGGCGACACCGUACUCAGAAUUUGGAACCCCGGUGGAAAGGUCCUUACUGCAUCCUGCUCACCACCCCAACGGCUGUGAAGGUAGAAGGCAUCGCUGCUUGGAUCCACGCAUCACACAUCAAACCCGCUCCAGAGGACUCCACUUCUGACUGGAGAAUCCAACCAACCCAGUGACAAUCCCUUAAAACUUAAGCUUGUUAAAAAUGCUGGCUGUGAGUGAUAUCCACAAACUGCUGGUGCUUUUGGCUCUGUUAAGCACUUGCAAUACUUGCUUGGGCUCCAGUCCUCACCAGCCCAAACUUUUGACUUGGGAAGUAACUAAUCAGAGACAUAUUAUAAUUUGGUCUGUAUCAAAGAUAGCCCCACCCUUCACAUGGUGGCCGGACUUGUACCCUGACCUCUGCAAAAUGGCUUUAGGAGCACCUGCAAACUGGGAUUUGCAAAGCCACCUAGACCCCAACGUGGUUCCUGGGGACUCUAGACGUGGGUCUUUCAGUGAGAGAAGGGGCUUAGAUCCCUGGGGGGGCUGCGGGACCACCAACCACCGCAGUAUGCUGCGAGUCCUAACCUUUUAUGUAUGUCCAGGACCCCACCAGCAACCUAAAUUAGUAAACAAAUGUGGGGGGAGAAAUGACUUCUACUGCAAAAAUUGGGGGUGUGAAACCACUGGUGAUACUUACUGGAAGCCUACCUCCAGUUGGGAUUACAUUAUUGUUAAAGCUAAUUACAGUCAUGCCGAGCCCCCAGAUCGGGGACCAAACAAUAGGUGGACUAAUCAGCCAAUAUGUACCACCUGGUGCCACCCCCUGCUAAUCCAGUUCACGGACUCAGGAAAACGGAUUUCAACUAACUGGUUGACAGGGUUCACUUGGGGCCUACGAAUAUAUAAGGAAAGAUAUGAUGAUGGGUUACUUUUCACCAUCAAACUGAAGAUAACAACCCCAUCUGCUGAAGUAGAGCCAAAUAAAGCUGGCCCUCGUCUGGUUCCCCCAGUAAAAUCAGACCCCCAGACUAUGGCUCCACGUCCAGUAACCCCCUCUCCUAACUCAAAAAUAGGUAAAGAUUCUUCCCCUAAGCUUCCUGGACCAUACAUUACUUCCCUAGCACAGGGAGCCUUCCAGGCCCUAAAUAACACCAACCCGAAGGUUACUGAGUCUUGUUGGUUAUGCUUUGGGAUUGCUCCCCCAUAUUAUGAAGGAAUUGCCUUUACAGAUGAGAUAAGUAACACCCAAGAGGCGACAGCCUGCCGUUGGACGCAAAGGGAGGCUAGACUUUCCCUGUCUGCCGUUUCAGGGCAAGGACUCUGUGUAGGUAAAAUCCCCCCCAGUCAUCAGUUUUUAUGCAACCAAACCUAUAAUGUUACAGGCCUGUCAGGGUAUCUCAUACCACCGACAAAUGGAUGGUGGGCCUGUGCGACAGGAAUUACUACUUGUGUCAGUACUCAGGUGCUUGUCAAUUCGUCUGACUACUGUGUCCUGGUCCAGGUAAUCCCUCGCGUUACCUAUCACCCGUAUGAAGAGCCCUUUCAAUACUGGGACUCUGUGGGGGAACCACUGAUACGAACAAAAAGAGAUCUGGGAAUUUCCCUAGCUAUAAUGCUUGGGAUCGGAUUAGGAACAGCAGGGACUGCAGCUGGAGGGUCAGCCAUAGCCCUCCGGCAUAGCGGGUUAAAUGAGCUUAGGGCGGCUGUUGAUGAGGACAUAGAAAGAUUAGAAAACACAAUUAGAGAGCUCAAAGAUUCCUUACAGUCAUUAUCAGAGAUGGUGUUACAGAAUAGAAGGGGCUUAGAUUUAUUGUUUCUGCAACAAGGAGGUUUAUGCGCUGCCCUAAAAGAAGAAUGUUGUUUCUAUGUUGACCAUACUGGAGUUGUCACUGAGACCCUAGAUAAGGUCAAAGAAGGCUUAGAAAAGAGAAAGCGAGAACGAGCCCAAAGCCUAGGGUGGUUUGAAGGAUGGUUUAAUUCCUCUCCAUGGAUGACCACUCUAAUCUCCACCUUGCUCGGCCCUUUGCUAAUUAUUCUCUUGAUUGUAACCUUUGGUCCCUGCAUUUUUAACAAGCUGCUUAACUUCAUGAGAAGAACGGAUUAGUACCAUUCAGGUCCUUAUGCUUCAACAGCAGUAUCAGCAAUUAGAUGUGCAGGCUGAAUCUAGCCUGUAAUUUUAGGGAUAAAAUUAUGUCAAAGAAAAAGGGGGGAAAUGAGAAAUGAGACCAUCCCAGACUAGAAAGAAAAACAACUGGACCUUGAAUAAGGGCCAGCUUAGAAAGAAAAACAGUUAGACAAUUAGGGCUACUAAACCUUGAGUAGAGGCCAGACCAGAUGGCCCUCCUCAGAGGACAGGGUGAGCCUAUUUUAAGAUAAGAAACCCAGGGCAGGGAGGACUGCCCUUGGAAGAAGCUGUAAGCUGCCAGCUGCAAAACCGCUAUCUUUCUGCUGACUAGUCAAUGUAAAGAUACAUGUGUGGCCUGAUUUUUAGGUAUACAAACUCUGUGUUUUGUAUGCUUGGGGUCAUCUCCUGCUUUGAAGGGGCGACCUCCAUCGUGAUCUGAAUAAACUACCUCUUGCUUUU
Psammomys obesus (fat sand rat) is the source of this 3247-nucleotide messenger RNA. RefSeq names its product sphingomyelin synthase 1 (gene Sgms1). Lineage: Eukaryota; Metazoa; Chordata; Mammalia; Rodentia; Muridae. The transcript is spliced from 3 exons. Gene Ontology annotation, cellular component: Golgi membrane; endoplasmic reticulum membrane. Gene Ontology annotation, biological process: ceramide biosynthetic process; sphingomyelin biosynthetic process. Bases 884 to 2767 code for a protein of 627 amino acids. Gene Ontology annotation, molecular function: ceramide cholinephosphotransferase activity; sphingomyelin synthase activity. The record is from RefSeq and is a predicted model, not a curated record.